AAUCUCCCCUCCCACAACCGCUCCAUCACAUAAACCUGGGGGGGGCAUGAGGGAGGGUCCCUUCCGAUCCUCCCUCCUGACGCCCCCCCCAGCAGGCCCCCUCCCCCACCACUGAAAGCCAUGAAUUUUGAAUUUGAGAGGGAGAUUGGGUUUAUAAACAGCCAGCCAUCGCUCGCCGAGUGUUUGACUUCCUUCCCCGCUGUCUUGGAGACAUUUCAAACUUCAUCAAUCAAGGAGUCGACAUUAAUUCCUCCUCCUCCUUUCGAGCAAACCUUCCCCAGCCUUCUGCCUAGCGCCUCCACCCUUCAGAGACCGGGGAGCCAAAAGCGAGCCGAGGAUGGGCCCGCUCUGCAGCCACCACCGCCGCUCCCCGCCGCCCCCCCGGCUCCGGAGUUCCCCUGGAUGAAAGAGAAGAAAUCCGCCAAGAAACCCAGCCAAUGCGCCUCGUCUCCUUCCCCAGCCGCCUCCUCGGUCCCGGCCUCCGGGGUCGGAUCGCCCGCAGAUGGUCCGGGACUGCCGGAGGCCGGCGGCGGCGGGGCGCGCAGGCUGCGCACGGCUUACACCAACACGCAGCUGCUGGAGUUGGAGAAGGAAUUCCACUUUAACAAGUACCUGUGCCGGCCGCGCCGCGUCGAGAUCGCCGCUUUGCUGGACCUCACCGAGAGGCAGGUCAAAGUCUGGUUCCAGAACCGGCGCAUGAAGCACAAGAGACAGACACAGCAUCGAGAGCCCUCCGACCGGGAGCCAGCCUGCCCCGGCGCCCUAGAGAACACUGACGACCCCGCCGAGGAGCCCGCGUCCGGACCGGGCGGUCCCUCCGACCCGCGGGCGACGCGGGAAGCCUGCUUUCACCCGCCCGAGGUCUCACCGGGGCCCGCAGGCGCCCGGGGCCCCCGGCCUUUUGCUGCUAGCGUGGAGGGCGCGGGGGCGCAGAGUCCCGGCUGUGCGCUGCGCCGGGCAGCUGGGCUGGAGCCGGAGCUGUUGCCAAAAGACGCCUUCCCCGAGCGGCAGGAUUCGCCUUUCCUGCCCGACCUCAGCUUCUUCCCGGCCGACUCUUGUCUCCAGCUCUCGCCCACCUUGCAGGGCUCCCUUGAUAGCCCGAUUCCCUUUUCCGAGGAGGAGCUGGACUUCUUCACCAGCACGCUCUGUGCCAUCGACCUGCAGUUCCCCUAACCCGUUUCCCCGGCCUUUUCGACCCUAGGCCCCCUUGGCCGUCUACAGGGAAAAUCGAGGCUACCCUUCCCCCGAGUCCCAUAGACUUCUUUAUGUGUUUUGCUAAAAUUCAGGUAUUAUUAAAUUAGCGUUUAACCCACUCCCUUUUUUCUCUAAAAUAUUGGGCACUUGGGCUUCUUUUAAAACCCACGCAGAAAAAUUCUGUUUGGUAGACUCCUUCCAACGAAAUCUCAGGAAUAAUUAAACUCCGGGGGGCUUUCUUAAAAAGAACUAGAGGGACCUAUUUUCCUUUUUUUUUUUUUAAGUUUUAGACAGUAGAUUAUUUAUUAAAAUUGUUUAAUAAUAGGAAAAGGGGAAAGUAUUUAUUGUACAUUAUUUUCAUAGAUUAAAUAAAUGUCUUUAUAAUAC
Molecule: messenger RNA, 1581 nt
Organism: Trichechus manatus latirostris (Florida manatee)
Lineage: Eukaryota; Metazoa; Chordata; Mammalia; Sirenia; Trichechidae
Gene: HOXB2
Product: homeobox B2
Exons: 2
Coding region: 121-1173 (350 amino acids)
Biological process (GO): regulation of transcription by RNA polymerase II
Cellular component (GO): nucleus
Molecular function (GO): RNA polymerase II cis-regulatory region sequence-specific DNA binding; DNA-binding transcription factor activity, RNA polymerase II-specific
Source: RefSeq, a predicted model, not a curated record